Messenger RNA from Effrenium voratum, 1488 nucleotides. Lineage: Eukaryota; Dinophyceae; Suessiales; Symbiodiniaceae. The record is from the annotation of a GenBank genome assembly.
AUGGUGCCAAUAUUAUUGAGGGAAUCAUCUGAGUUGGAUGCAGCUGCUAGUCUGGUGGAAUGGCCGUUUAUUCUUCCCCAUGAAUUUGUGCGCACCCUUGUGGCCGAAGGCUACCUCAACGUUUUGGUGGGCGAUGUCAAAGACAUUCCAGGCUUCUGGGAGCACUUUCUGAAAGAUUUCCCCGAUCACCCUGCCGCGGAUGGGGACAAACGCCUACGAUCUCUUGGGUUCACUCUUUACUGUGAUGAAGCCCAGAGCUUGAAUGACAAUUGGAUGCAUCUCAUUUUCACCAGCGAUUUGUCGCCGUACUUGACGGACGCAGGGGCAUCUCGAUUCUUGAUGACCAUUUUUCCGGAAAGCCGAUACGUGCUGAACCAGGACACGGGGGUUAACGAGACACUUCAAGGAGCUUGCCAAAUCAUAGCGGACUCUUUCAACAAGCUUGCAAAUGAAGGGGUGGAUCUCAGGGAGUUCCCAUCCGAGGAAAGCAUUUUGGUUGCAACCCUGCAUUGCUUCAUCACCGGGUUCCGUGGAGAUUGGAAAGCCCUCAAACAGGUAUUCAACCUGCGCCGGCACGCCAGCACGGAUGAGAUAUGUUGGCUGUGCAAAGCCUGCAAAGGGCUAGAUGAUGAUCAAUCUCCUCUGAUCUUUACGGAUGCCCGAGACAGCGCGGCUUUCUGGGGCACCAUUGGCUUGGAGGACCCUUGGAGCCAAUCCCCGUCCUACGCAACCUUGGUGGGGUUUUCUGGCCCUGGCAUGAUUCACGCGGACCUAUUGCACGUAUAUCACCUCGGUGUUGGUCGGGAUGCUUGCGGAGCACUUCUGAAACUCAUGAUGUCCAAAUACCCAACUGUCUUUUUUGAAGGAAACAACAUUCCUGCGAAAAUGCAGGCGGCGACAAAGCAACUCAAAGAGUACGCAGCCUUGCACAAGCUUCCCCUUAGAAUGAAGCGGUUUUCCAAAGCUAAGAUUAGUUGGAAAAAGAAGUCGUUUCCUGAACUGAAAUCAUCAAGCUAUGACACUUACGUGAUUUCCCGGUGGCUUGGCCACGUUCUUUCCCUUGCCCAAGGCAGGAAUGAUGAAAUCAACAAAUGGGCCACUAUGAUGUGGGCCAUUAACCUUGUCCUGUCCCUUUUGUCUCGUGCUGGGAGGUGGCUUACCCCGGAAGAGCAAGACAACAAAGUUGUCGUUGGCAAAAUUUUUGUGACGAUCUACCUUUCCCUUGCGUUUGAUUCCAUUCAGAACAACGAGCGUUGUUGGCGAGUGCGGCCAAAGCUGCACUUGUUGCAUCACAUACUGCUGUCAAGUCCCCAGUCCUUCUCCAACCCAAAUUCAUUUUCAACUUGGAUGGAUGAGGACAGUUUGAAAAAACAAAUGAAGGUGCUCCGUAAAACGGACCCUAGAUCAGCGCAACUACGCAUGCUGCAGCGGUGGCUCCUUGCUUUGCCGCAGAAGUUUGAUAUGUGCAACAAAAAAGGGCCAUCGUGA